GGGAGAGUCAACUUCAGACAGUGAGAGCAGAAUACUAGUGAGCACACGGUUCGAGCAGACAAGGAACAAGAGAGGACCAACUCUUGGUAUACCCACCAACAUCAAGCAGAGAUGAUGUCACUGUGCAGAAACCUGGCCGUGCUUCUCCUUUUUCUGAUUGCCUCGCCUCUCCCUCACUCCCACCUCUUCACUCAUGCUACCUCUACUACCGCUCCCGCCACUCGACCUCGGAUAAUAUUCCUGACUGGAAUCGGCUCAGAAGGUGACGAUGGCGAUGACGAUGGCGAUGGCGAUUACGAUUAUGGAAAACCCACAGUCCCUACUCAAGUGGUGAAAUCUGCGCAAAACCCCCUGGUCCAUCAGGCACCGAAGCUCUGCCAUUACGACUUCUGCUUGGAGAAUCAAGAGCCCUGUGACCAGAUUUCAGCAAAGACUGGGUGCCUCUGUCCAGGGGUCAGUGGGGGGGAUCAGCCUCCUCAUUCGCCACGCAUCCAAGAGCUGGUGCCAAUCACUCGAGGGGGGGACAGAGGGAAAAUAGAGAUCAGGUGGUGUGCUCCGUCUUCUGUGGUGACUAGGUACAAAGUGAUGAUAGAGGGAGGUGAAGUCGUUGAGUUUGAGGAUGUUUCCAGACGAGGUUUGGUCAGAUCUAUGGAAGUCGGGACCAAUGUGUGUGUAGAGGCGGUGAACAGUGCAGGACAUAGCAUCCCCUCAGACUUCUCCUGUAUGCGGUAUGAGCACCGUGAAUCUUCUGACCAUAAUCUGUUAGCUGGGAUUAUUGGAGGGGGGGUCACCCUCCUACUUGUUCUCAUCAUAGCAGCUGUGAUCCUCUGGAAGCAUCAAAUGCGUCAAAAGGCAAAGAGAGACUCUGCUAAUGGACUGGGAAAUCCUUCUUACAGCACAGAGGGGACUCUGUGAUCCACAGACAAUUCACCCCCCGCCCACUGAACAGUCCCCUUGAGACAGGGAAAAAUACAACAACAAUGUAAUCAUGAACAACACACAAACAGUUCUAGGGUGGUAAUAUGAUUGAUUGUAGAAUUAAGAAAUUGUUUAACAUAUCUUAACAUAUGUGGGGAAAGAGUAGUGGUGUUCAUGGAAUAACAUUAUCAAAUGGGCCAUUUUGUUAUUUUGUGGCUUGAACUACAGGUUUAUUUGCUGGCGAAUAAGCCUUUGUGGUUUAUUGUAGAGUUGUCUCCUCUUAUCAUGGCUUAAAUGUGUUGUAAAUAUAUUUUGUGUAGAAUAUAGAUUCUGACUCUUGUAAUUAACUAAAACUUAUUUUAAUAAAAACUUCGUAAAAGCUC
Messenger RNA from Notothenia coriiceps (black rockcod), 1301 nucleotides. RefSeq names its product LRRN4 C-terminal-like protein. The record is from RefSeq and is a predicted model, not a curated record. NCBI's taxonomy places the organism in Eukaryota, Metazoa, Chordata, Actinopteri, Perciformes, Nototheniidae. The transcript has 2 exons. Bases 112 to 915 code for a protein of 267 amino acids.